AUGCUCCCGCUGCUCCUGCUCCUGGCGACGGCGCCCGGCGCGCUCGGGCUGGCCAACAUCGGGUACGUGCCCACCCUCGCCAACCGGACCCUGGAGGGCCGGAUAACCGCCUCCACCUUCAUCCUGGAGCAGCCCCGCUGCGUCUUUGGCGAUGCUCAGCCCAGCACCCGGAAGAUCUGGCUGGUGGUGGCCCUGGAUGCGGCCGCGGGGCAGUUCAACGCCAGCGCGGCGGCGCCGGGGACCCCGCAGCUGGCUUUCCAGAGCUUCCCCAACAACACGGCGUACGCCACGCUCGGCACCUUCCUCGCCAACUACCCGUGCCCCCCUCGCCCCGGGGACAUCACGGUGCUGCGCGUCGGCAGCGAAACCGCCUGCCGCCACGACCCGACGAGGCCCAGCUGCAACGGCCCCCUCCCGGGGCCCGGGCCCUACCGGGUGAAGUUCGUCACCUGGGACGAGUCCGGACCCCAAGCUGAGACCUACUGGUCCGAGCCCAUCACCCUGAAAACAGCUCAGCAAGCUGACAACCUCCCCGCGACGGCCGGCGGACGCAGCACCGGCAUGAUUGUCCUCACCUGUGUCCUCUCCAUCCUCUUCGCCAUCCUGCUGGCUUGCCUGGUGGCCCUGCUGGCCUCCUGCUCCGACUCGUGGGGCAGCAGCAGCGUCUUCAGCAAGCCGGAUGCGGUGACGGUGAGGCGCUACAACACCCACCACGUCUACGACCAGCCGGCCGCCCGGCUCUGA
Molecule: messenger RNA, 744 nt
Organism: Rhea pennata
Lineage: Eukaryota; Metazoa; Chordata; Aves; Rheiformes; Rheidae
Product: uroplakin-3b-like protein 1
Exons: 6
Coding region: 1-744 (247 amino acids)
Cellular component (GO): membrane
Source: RefSeq, a predicted model, not a curated record